Molecule: messenger RNA, 894 nt
Organism: Camelina sativa (false flax)
Lineage: Eukaryota; Viridiplantae; Streptophyta; Magnoliopsida; Brassicales; Brassicaceae
Source: RefSeq, a predicted model, not a curated record
AUGGAUGUCAAAAACGCCUUCCUACAAGGAGAAUUAAAGGAAGAGGUUUACAUGACACCACCACCGGGUCUUGAAGACAUGAUCACUCCGGGAAAGGUAUUGAGACUAAGGAAAGCUAUAUAUGGCUUAAAGCAAUCACCACGAGCCUGGUACCACAAGUUGAGCACCACACUUGUUAGUUAUGGCUUUAAGAGAACCCACUCGGAUAACUCUCUCUUCACUCAUCAAAGCGAUAAAGGUAUAGUGGUUGUUCUUAUUUAUGUAGAUGAUCUUAUCAUCUCCGGGGACAACCAUGAAGGUAUAAAGGAUAGCAAAGCUCAUUUAAAUUUUGUGUUUGAUAUAAAAGAUCUUGGUGAGCUUAAGUACUUUCUUGGGAUUGAAGUGUGUCGUUCUCCGGAAGGCCUAUUUCUUUCCCAACGAAAGUACACCCUUGAUUUACUUUGUGAAACAGGAAUGUUAGGAGCUAAACCGGUUGACACUCCGCUCCCUGAUGGCUACCAAGUUGAACGCAAGGGGGAGAGGAAUGAUCCUCCAUACGAAGAUCCCUCUCGCUAUCGCCGUCUAGUGGGUAAGCUCAUCUACUUAACACUUACUCGACCUGACAUUUGCUAUGCUGUGAAUCAGGUUAGCCAGUACAUGAAAGCUCCAACAACUUAUCACUGGAGUAUCUUGCAAAGAAUCCUUCACUAUCUCAAGAAGAGCCCUGGCCAAGGAAUGUGGAUGGGCAAGAAUGACAAUACCGAGCUUGUAGGAUAUUGUGAUGCGGAUUGGGGUGGCGAUAGGACGGAUCGAAGAUCAGUCACAGGAUACUGCACCUUCAUAGGAGGCAACCUAGUCACGUGGAAAACCAAGAAGCAAAAGGUGGUCUCGAUGUCGAGUGCCGAAUCCGAGUAA